Molecule: messenger RNA, 3331 nt
Organism: Cyprinus carpio (common carp)
Lineage: Eukaryota; Metazoa; Chordata; Actinopteri; Cypriniformes; Cyprinidae
Product: endothelin-2-like
Exons: 5
Coding region: 650-1063 (137 amino acids)
Biological process (GO): vein smooth muscle contraction; regulation of vasoconstriction; intracellular calcium ion homeostasis
Cellular component (GO): extracellular region
Molecular function (GO): endothelin B receptor binding; hormone activity
Source: RefSeq, a predicted model, not a curated record
ACUGCUUUAUGCUGAACCUUUAUGUAGCAACACAAAAUAAUCAAAUCAAUUUUGAAUUACGAUUUCAUAUCUGUGACUAAUUUGUAUAAUCAGAAACAAAUAGUUUCCACACUGUCCACCCACACUCGGACCUCAUAGACAGGAGCUUCCCUCCAGAAUCUUCCUUCUUUCCACGGGACACUGUCUUUACCUGCAAAGUCCAUGCAACAGAAUUCAUGCAAAGCAGCAAAUCUGCUGAUAUCCUCUUAUGACUCCUCUUUUCCUGCUGGCCCUGCACAGCAAUGCUCUUCCUACCUCCAAGUCCCAUUUAGUUGAUUUAGAUUCACAUUGUUAAAUUCCAAGCAAGAAAGAUGAAGUUAUUUUUUGUCUUGAUCAUUAUUGUUUGGGAGCUUGGGUCUCUUCCUCACAAACAAUCCAGUGACCCUGUUUGCCGAGGGGGCAGCAGUUUGGAAUGUUGCAGGUUACGAAGACAAGCUGGAGUUGUGUAACUACCACCCAUAACAGCCUAGUGGGGAGUGGUGCAUAUCACGAGCUAUAAGUGUGGCCAAACAGGACGGUUCAACAUUAGACAAGCACCUGCGGCUGAGAGAUCUGUUAGGAUUGCUUAGGUGAACAUUUGCACUUCUUUCUAUUGAAACAUACAUGCAACAUGGAAUCUAGAACUACUCUGAUCUUCAUUUUCACCUUGUGCACAAGUCUUCUUGAAGGCUGGGGGUUGCCUCUAGUGCCCCAGACUGACCCGAGUGACCCAUCUGCAACCCAUAGGGUCAGGAGCAAACGCUGCUCCUGCAACAACCAGCUGGAUUCGGAAUGCCACUAUUUCUGCCAUCUGGACAUCAUCUGGGUGAACACACCAAGUAAGACCACUGUGUAUGGAUUGGGCAGUCCGUUAACUCGCCGGCGCAGGUCUACAGGCCGCUGCUUCUGUGCCAAUCCUGCAGAUCGGACAUGCAAUGUAUUCUGUCACUACAGUCUGAAAACCCUGCCAUCAUGCUGGUGCACCCAUCUGAACCUGUGCCUGAAAAACAGGAACAACCCAAAUCAGAUCAUGUGGCUGCCCUAAAUAACUCAGAAAAUGCCAAUCCAGGAGUUCUGGUUUUAGGGAAGUCUUCCUCCCUUGGGGCUCAGUCAGACGUCAUAACCUUCCUCAGGAAGCUGGUUAGGGCUAGAGCCAGAGCAAUGGGAAAGGCAUCCAAGGCCAGUAAACCUGGCUACAGAUGAAGUCCUUACCUGGGAGAGAUGGAAGUGCGAGCACUUGAACAAAAGUUGACCCUUGUGAAACCAGGGGCAGCAGAACAUGCAUAGGCUGCGAUCUGGAAGCAGUGUUCCUCAAGGACAGUCCUGUGGAAACUGAGCCUUUGUUGCACAUUUAAGACAGAAUGGGAGAGAUCAAAGCUUGUGAGACGUAAAGGAGAUAUUUGUGAGUUAAGGGCAAAUCAGACCUGUGCACUGAGAGAGCACAAAUGAGGGUCAGGUGUUAGCAACAGUCCUGUAAUGCAAACAGGACGUUAGCUAAGUGGCUAUGCUAGAGCUACCUGACAGGAUCAUAACUAGUCCAAAACACCACGUUUGAACAGUUCGAGAUAAAAGAGACCGGUGAAGUGCUAAUGAAAUGUUGGUUGGAAGAGCACAGACAGGAAGAAACUGCAAUACUCAUACUAUUUAUUGGCACCAGUGGAGCCAACCUUCAUUUAUUAGUUUUAUUUUUCUGUUUAACAAAACAGUCCGAUGCGUUCUAACACAAUCUGACAUAAUGACAACAUCAGCAGCCAAUGAGCUUGCUGCUCAACAUUCAAAUAUUUGGCUGCUGCUUGCUGUAGCAAUUGCAGCACGUAUCAGAAACCCUCUACCUUCCCCAGCUCCACCUGUCUAGAUCUGCUGCGGGGUGAUUUCAUGUAUGUUAUAUAUGAGGGUUAUUUCAUAUGUGUUAUAUGUGCAGCAGCAGUAUUUCUUACAUGCUCACAACAGCAUUUCUGUGGAUGUAUUGGCAGUAGCAAGUCUCGGUACUUUAAAGCAAGUAUUCUCUGACCUUUAAGGUUGGCAUAGUACAAUACAAUACAAUACAAUAGUAAUGGGAUGUUUCAGGGAAUAUAGCAUAAGGAUGACCACUUUGUAUGGACUGUGCCCUUGUUUUUCAUAUAAAUCCAGCUUUACCUAGCAUUAUGUAUUCAUAAGUGAUGCAGACAGUUGUGUUUUUGCAAUCUGUAGCUGGAGAACUUUCUUAUUUAAUGAAUAGCACUAGAACAUUUUAGAGCGCUAACAGUGUGUAUGCAGUAAGUAUGCACUUUAAGAUUACUUUUGGCUGUUGUACUAUUAUAUAUAUAUUUAUAUAUAUAAUUUUGUAGAGAAAGAUUUGUGUAUUGUAUAUAAACAAUAUGGUUUUGUUUAUAUCAUUAUGAUGAAAUUUAUGUAUUCCAUAUUUAUUUCCACAUACUCUGAAUAUGUUAGAUCACUUAGAUUUGUUAUUAACAAAGAAUCCUAAUAAAUUCAUCUUAAAAUAAGUCUUAUUGCUAACCCUAAUUUCGUGUGCUUCUCAAGUACAUUCAACUGUCACCCUGCUGUAGUCUUGUCUAUGUCACAGACAGGAACUGAACAUUACCAGAUUAUGUUCAAAAUAAAGCAAUAGCCCGCAAUUACACUUCAUGUUAAAACAUCCUUGGCAUAAUCUCUUGCAUACAUAGGUUUGUAUAAUUGCCCUGGAUCAAUGCCAAUUCCUUGGUUGACAAAGCACCUUGGCAUGAAGACUCAAAGGGUGUGUACAUGGUUGAAAAGUAAUUAGUUUGAACACAUUGACAUGUUGUUGUGAUGUGAAAGAUAGACUCUUGUAGAGCAGGUGAAUUAAGCAGGAAGCUUGCAGGCGCAUGGGAAAGAAACAGUGUAGACAAUAGCAAUGCCAGAACAACAACAGUCUUGAUGGUUUCCAUCUUCCUGUCAUGACUGAUUAUAUAGGCCAACAGUGCACAUAAGGCUAGUUUCCAAACUCCAAGACCUUAUCCUUAUCCUAAUUCUUUUUUACUUAAAUUUUAUUCAUCUUUUUAGUCUAAGACUAUUGUUCAUCUAAACUGAGACUAAAAACAUGUGCAUUACUUCAUUGUUCUGUUAUUUAACGUCAUACAUUGCAUGUCUACUGUAUGUGUUUCAUACCAAUCCCGACAUUCCUUAAGCAAAUUCAUAACCUUUAUUGCCUCAAGGUUUCUCACCAUGUCUGCUCAUUUAAAUGUGUUUAGUAAGUGUGAGAAAUGCAGCCACACGAAUGAACCGCAGUAACUGAUGGUGAGAUAACUGCAAUUUCAAUGAGCACAGUACCGAGGAAAAACAUAUACGUCAACAU